CAAAUAUGGAUGCAGAAUCGAGUAUAGAGACUCGGACAGACAGGGAAGAUGUCCUGUCGUUGGUGAAGGACACGGUUCGGCAAUCCAAGUUGCUUUUUGGCACGGAAUUUGGCGCUCCUAGUUCGUUCCAAGACGAACUUUUCAAAAGUGAGAAACUCGCAUACAAACGGAAUUUGGAAUUUUGGAUGCGAGAACAAGAUGUAAAAAGUAAAAAGCUGCAUAUAUCACCAAGCGGCGACUCAAAAAGCCUUGUUUUGGCGUCACAAUUGGGAAGUUCCCAAUCUGCUCUUACACAGUUCACAACGCAAUCACUUGCAAGCAUAAAAGUGCCUGCACAACCAAGCAUCCAGGCUUUGGAAAAGAUUGAGGGCGUACCCAAGGCGUCUCAGAGCGCCGCACGGGCUGCCCAGGCUUCUAUGGUGAAACGAACCUUGGCCGAUCAAGUCAAACCAGAUUGGCACGCUCCAUGGAAACUGAUGCGUGUCAUAAACGGACACCUGGGAUGGGUUCGAUGCGUUGAUGUCGAGCCUGGCAAUCAAUGGUUCUGCACGGGCGCUGGCGACCGUACUAUAAAAAUUUGGGAUCUUGCCUCGGGCACUUUGCGAUUGACACUGACCGGACACGUCGGCACGGUACGCGGACUGGCCGUAUCCCCCCGUCAUCCCUACUUGUUUUCGUGCGGCGAGGACAAGAUGGUCAAGUGCUGGGACCUUGAAACGAACAAGGUCAUCCGUCACUACCAUGGCCAUUUGUCCGGCGUGUACGCCUUGAAAAUCCAUCCUACACUCGAUGUGCUCGUCACCGCUGGUCGUGAUGCCGUGGCUCGUGUUUGGGACAUGCGAACACGUCAGAAUAUACAUGUUCUGGCUGGUCACAAGUCAACAAUUACAUCGUUGGCUGUGCAGGAGUUUGAUCCACAGGUCGUUACCGGCUCCAUGGACUCACAUAUUAAACUGUGGGAUCUGGCAGCGGGAAAGACGAUGACAACGCUUACUCAUCACAAAAAAACUGUUCGCUCACUUUGUCUGCAUCCGGAUGAGUUUACCUUUGCAAGCGGAGCCUCCGACAAUAUCAAGCGCUGGAAGUUCCCCGAAGGCGCCUUCAUGGGCAAUUUUUCCGGCCACAAUGCCAUCGUCAACACGCUCUCCAUCAACUCAGACAAUGUUCUGUUCUCUGGUGCCGACAAUGGCAGCAUGUGCUUCUGGGACUGGAAGUCUGGUCACAAGUACCAAGAGAUGCAGACCAUUGCGCAGCCGGGAUCGCUCGAGAGCGAAGCGGGCAUAUUCGCAAGCACAUUCGACAAAACGGGACUGCGUCUCAUUACUUGUGAAGCCGACAAAAGCAUCAAAAUCUAUAAACAGGACGAAUCUGCCACUCCCGAAACACACCCGGGACUACCGUGGCAGAGAUAUGGCCGGCCGCGGAUCUAAGCGAGAAAGUUUAACGACCAUCCCGCCUGCUUCUUUCACGAAAGGAUCUACACGAACUACACACCUUAAUGUCGAUAUUGGCACCCCUACACCACCGAUAACCCUACCCUACCAGAAAAACAGUCACGCUACCCACU
Molecule: messenger RNA, 1567 nt
Organism: Schizosaccharomyces japonicus yFS275
Lineage: Eukaryota; Fungi; Ascomycota; Schizosaccharomycetes; Schizosaccharomycetales; Schizosaccharomycetaceae
Product: WD repeat protein Prp5
Exons: 1
Coding region: 6-1430 (474 amino acids)
Biological process (GO): mRNA splicing, via spliceosome; mRNA cis splicing, via spliceosome
Cellular component (GO): spliceosomal complex; nucleus; post-mRNA release spliceosomal complex
Source: RefSeq, a predicted model, not a curated record